GCUACGGCCACGUGACUCCGCAGACGUCAUGGGGCAAGUUCCUGACGAUGAUGUACGCCGUGGUGGGGAUCCCGCUCUUCUUCUCCUACCUCUCGAACAACGGCGACUACAUGGCCGACGUCUUCCGGCUGUGCUACGCCCACGUGUGCCGGCCAGCCUGGCGGCGUCUCAAGGCCAGUGCGCUCGGCGUCGACGUCUACGCUGCACCGUCGGCCGGUUUCGCCAAGCCCGGAGGCCGAUCUUCCACGGCCACCAGCCCCGGUCGCGCCAACAAAGUGGCCAAGUCGAGUGGGCCCACUCGAAGCGGCGACGCCGAGGCGACGUGUUUCGUCGACGCGAACGGCUACGCGACCGCCAGACCGCCCGACCGACAGCGCUCGCUGCUCACGCCUCUCCAGACGCCGUCGACGCCCACGACCGGCCUCCUUCCCAACGUCGACCGAGACGGCCAGUCGCCGUCCGUCGCCGCGGAACUUUCGCUUCCGAAACACCCGCCAACGUCGACGUCCGACAGACGUGUCUCUCGAUGGCGACUCUCCGCGCCUCCGCCACCACCACCUUCGCCGACGCCGACGCCAAUGUCGACGCCAAUGCCGACGCCAAUGCCGACGCCGACGCCGACGCAGGCAGAGGCCUCCAGUCUCUACAGCCUUCAUCUGCCCGCCGGGCCGCCGAUCGGCCUCGUCUCCCACGGCUCUCGGCACAGCUCGACCGGAGGUGGGCAGAUCUCGCUGACGCCCACUUCGCUGUCGGAUCAGGCGGAGCAGGAGAGCACAGUGCCCAUCUGCCUCACACUAUUCAUCAUGGCCGUCUACAUUCUCAUCGGGGCUGUGGUCUUCUGCAUUUGGGAGUCGAAGGACUACCUCAAGUGGUCCUACUUCUGCUUCGUCACACUCUCCACCAUCGGCUUCGGCGACAUUGUACCGGGUGA
Protopolystoma xenopodis is the source of this 931-nucleotide messenger RNA. The record is from the annotation of a GenBank genome assembly. Lineage: Eukaryota; Metazoa; Platyhelminthes; Monogenea; Polystomatidea; Polystomatidae.